GGGGCGGUCCGAGCCGCCUCUCCCGGCCAAGCCCCCUCAGGGCGGGAGAGCGCGGCUGUCGCAAAGCGCCGCCCAGAGCGGCGGAGAUGGCGGCCUAGGGCCGGUGCGGCGGGGCCGGGGCCGGGACGGGCUGGGCCGGGGCUCCCCCGCCGCCGCCGCCCAUGUGGCUGCAGCAGCGCCUGAAGGGGCUGCCGGGGCUGCUGUCCAGCAGCUGGGCGCGGCGCCUGCUGCUGCUGCUGGUGCUGCUGCUGGUCGCCUACUGGUACCUGGGCGCGGCGCGGGCGCGGGGCGCGGGGCGCGGGGCCGAGCCCUGGGCUCCCGCCGCGCUCUGCCUGCAGGCGGCCUCGGGCGCCUGGCGGGAGCAGGCCCAGCGCGGCGAUGCGCUGCCGCUGCCUGAGGAGGCGGCGGGGCUGGCGGUGGCGGGCAACGGGUUCCUGCUGCUGGACGUGUCGGCCGGGCGGCUGUGGGUGCGGCCCGCGGGGCCCGCCGCCGGCCCGGCGCUCGCCACCGAGUACCCGGNCGAGGCGCGGGCGGCGCUGGCGGCCCUCAGGGACGGCGCCGUGCGGAGGCUGCGCUGCGUCCAGACCGGGCCCGGGGCCGGCGCCGGGGACUGCGUGACGGUGCGGGAGGAGGUGGUGGCCCACCGCAGCCGGCCGCACCUCUACCUGCAGCGCAUCCGCAUCGCCAACCCCACCGCCAGGCUGGCCGCCUUCGAGGCCUCGGCUCCCGCCGCCGCCUCCGCGCCAGGCGGGCGCUUCACCACCAGCCUGGAGAAGGUGGAGGAGAGGCAGUUCCUGCUCUCCUCCGGCCGCCUGCUGCUGGCCGGCAGCCCCAAGGUGGUGCUGGUGGUGGUGGCUGCCAAGAAACUCGUGAGCCGGGUGCAGGUGGCGCCCGAGUCGCACUUCGACGAGACCGUGCUGUCCGUGGUGCACACCUCGGAGCCCAUCGAGGUGUCCAGGCUGGAGGAGACCUUCAGCAAGCUGAGGGAGGCGGCCAAGAAAGAGAUGCUGGAGGUGAUGCAGAUGGGGGUGGAAGAUCUUUUCCAGGAGCACCAGCAGACCUGGUCUGACUUGUUCAUUUCAGGGAUUGAAAUGAGGAAGAUCACAGAUGCACACACGCCAUCCAGUGAGACUGUCAACAUGACCCUGUACUACGUGCUGAGCACUGUGCCAGCCCCCCUGCUGGACCCCCUGAUUGCUGGUGAGGACAGGGAGAAGAUUGAAGCCAGCCUCAACUACGCUGACCACUGCUUCAGCGGCCACGCCACCAUGCACGCCCAGAACCUGUGGCCACCAAAGCUCACCAGCGUCUCCCAGAUCCUGCAGCUCUCAGACCUGUGGAAGCUGACUCUCCAAAAACGGGGGUGCAAGGGUCUCGUGGCAGCUGGAGUCCACGGACUCAUGCAGGGAAUGGUGCUUAGUUUUGGGGGGCUGCAGUUCACAGAAAACCAUCUUCAGUUUCAGGCUGACCCGGACGUGCUUCAUAACAGCUAUUCCUUACGUGGGAUCCAUUACAAUAAGGACUUGAUCAGUUUGGCUGUUCUCCUGGAUGCUGAAGGAAAGCCCUUCUUGCACGUGUCUGUGAAAUUCCAGGACAAGCCUGUCAGACUGUAUGCGUGUGAGGCAGGCUGUAUGAACGAGCCUGUGGAGCUCACCUCAGAGGCACGGGGUCACACCUUCCCUGUCAUGGUGACUCAACCCAUCACACCACUGCUUUAUAUAUCAACAGAUUUGGUCCACUUGCAGGACCUAAGACACACACUCCACCUAAAAGCUAUUCUGGCUCAUGAGGAACACAUGGCCAAGCAAUACCCUGGCUUACCCUUCCUGUUCUGGUUCAGUGUGGCCUCCUUAAUUACUUUGUUUCAUUUGUUUCUGUUCAAACUGAUCUACAACGAGUAUUGUGGGCCGGGAGCCAAGCCCCUCUUCAGGAGUAAGGUGGCUGUCCCCAGCUCUGCCCCCUGAAGUGCCCCAAGGCCUCAGAGCCACAGCACAGGGCUGACCUGGCACCUCAUCCUCCUGGGCACUGCAGAGCAAACAGCUCGGCUGCCUCCUCUUAGCUGGACCUACUUCAAAUGAAGGUGAUGCAGAACUUGAUUCCAGAAACAGGGAAGAAGUGGAAGCCAGCUGAAGCUCAGAGUCUGUAGCAGUAAGCAAGAUAGAUGGUCUUGAAGUAACACCUUGUCCAUUAUUGAAUGGGAACAUCCCCACGUCCAAGUGAACUUAGUCCUGCUUUCUGCCUCCAUUUGCACAAGACACCUGGCAAUACUGCAGCUGAGAACAAGGACAUUUGAAAGCAACAAUCCUUUUGUGCCUUGCUAUUACAGGAUCUGAGACUUGGAAGGUGUGGUGAUUCAAUUGUUUAUCCCAGAAGCUUGUAACAGAUGUUUCCUUUCCCUGUAAGCUGUUCAGUUCCCUUGGAGUUAUCCAUUUGGUGAAGAUACUUGAAGAUAUACUAAGACCUUUGAUAUUUUGAUCUGUUGGGUUUUUUUUUUUAAUUCUGCAGAAAAAUAAAGGAUGAUGAUUCCCUUCUGAGAGUUAACUAGAAAACUUUAAUGAACUUCCUUUCUGGUAUACAGUUUGUAAUUUAUUGCUUGGAGGGAGGGGGAGUAUGUUAAUUUUUCCUCCACUUCAGUAACAGUCAAUUGACCUGUCGAUAUCUAACAACCUUAAUUGCUGAUAAGUUCUCUUAACAGGUGUUUCAGCCUUUAUGACUGUAGAGUGCAAAAUCAAUUUAAUGAAUUUGUUUUCUGGACAUGCACUUGGAAAUGAUCUACACGUUUCCUAUUCUAAGCCUGUUGAGACUUUGUGCAUUGAUUUGUUUUGGCUAUGGGGGAAGACACCCUACUUUCUAAUGACUUACAGGUUGGUUGGUUUUAAAAUACCAAAGCUGUUGUUUCUAAAUAAAUAUCUUUCAGUCUAAGCUGA
Molecule: messenger RNA, 2927 nt
Organism: Passer montanus (Eurasian tree sparrow)
Lineage: Eukaryota; Metazoa; Chordata; Aves; Passeriformes; Passeridae
Product: KIAA2013 ortholog
Source: RefSeq, a predicted model, not a curated record